CCGCUGAGCGCCCCUGCCCGCCCCGGGGAAGGAGCCGGCGCUGCCCGGGCGAUCUCCAUCGCCCGCUCUCCCGGGCGGUGGGGGCCCCCGCACUGCCUCUUCACUCCACGGUGCCCGGGCCGGGACUCCCACUGCCCGCAGCGGGCAGCGGGAAGGGCGAGAAUGUCGGGCAGCACGGCGAGGAAGGUGCAGCCCUUCACCAUCAGCACCAGGCUCUCGGUGCCCAAGUGUGCCGCGGACUUCCCCAGAGACGCCUGCCCCGGCAUCGCCCUCGCCUCCGCGCUGGACAGCCACCGCGGCCUCCGUCGCAGCAUCAACGAGCGCAUCUCCCUCUACCUGGCCCACGCCCGGGCCGGUCCCGCCGCCCACGCGGGGCAGCCCCGCAGCCCCAGCCCCGGUGAGGACGGGGGCCCCGAGGAGGACCGGCUGAACCGCAGCUCCCUAGCCCGCUCCAUUAAGAAGAUCACGCUGUCCAACUGGUACGGGGACGCUGGCACGGGAGAGGCAGGGGGACCCGGGGACCCUGCCCGCGCCAGCAGCGAAAGGAACCACAACAAUAACAACAGCAGGACGGGGAAAGCUCAAUUCAAGGUCUUCCUCAGGAAGGAUGUGGAUGCAGACAACAAGCAGCAGGAGCCUGGGAGUGUUCAGGCCAGUGUUUUCUGCUCUCCAGUGGGCAGAUGCUCUCCCUUCUAUGCGCUGGCAGGAUCCCCGGUGUCAUCACCCCAGAAAGAGAGCCCUAAGGGCAAGGAGUCUGCUGCAGCACCAAGAUGCAGUGGGCGAAGUGGUGUGGAAGCAGCCCCUCUCCUGGACCUGAGUCCUCUGAUAGCCAAGUUCAACCGGGAGAUGCUGCAGGCAGAGACCUGGGUGCGAGGCAAGCUGCGGGACCUGAAGGACGGCUGUGAUCUCCAGGAUUGUGAGGAGGUGGCUCAGACCUUGCAGCGGGACAUGAAGGAUUUUGAGAACACACUGAUAAAGCUCAAUCAGAUGGGUGAGCAGCUGAUGUGGAGGGCAAGCCCCAGUGCUGAGGCCGUGCAGAGGCAGCUGCUGGCCCUGCAGGACCAGUGGCAGCUCCUGAAGCAGACGGCUGCCAGCCAGAGCAAAGCCCUCGGGGGGCUGCGGGGUCUGCAGGACUUUAACAGGAAAGCUGAGCGGCUGGAGACAUGGAUCAAGGACAAGGAGGAUAGGCCCUCUCUGGCAGCCCUCCUGCAGGAAAGCCCAGAUAAGAUCCAGCUUACUCGCCGCAUCCUUGACUUGAAGCAGGAGGAGCAGCAGUUCCAGAGUCUGCACAAAGAGCUGAACAGCCUGGCCCAGAAGCUGGAGAAACAAGGCAAAAAUGAGAGCAGAAACGUCUCAGCCCGGCGCAAGCAACUCAACAGAUCGUGGCUUCGGCUGCAGGGGACCCUGAAGGAGCACCACAAGGCUCUGCAGCUGGCCCUGGAGGUGGCCUCCUUCCUCCAGCAAGCAGAUAUCCUGCUGGGGGUCAUCCAUGCAAAGCAGAGCAGCAUCUGCAGUACAGAGAAGCCAGGGGAGGGCGAGCCAUGCCAGGAUCGGGAUAUCAGGGACAUAGCCAGCCAGGUGAUGAUGCUGGAUGUGACAGUGUCCCAGCUCCUAAACUUACAGCCCAGCCUGGCAGCCCAAGUCACCUCAAAGCACCGAGACGUAAAGGAGAGCUGGGCACAGCUCCAACAGGCACUGAGGACAGGGAAGGUUCCAGCACGGGCAGACAGUUCCCCAGGGGGCAAAGCUGCAGCUCCAAAUGCUGAGCCCCGAGUUGACGAUAGCAGACAUGGGGCUGUGGGUAAGGAAGCAGCAGCCAAGUGGACAAGAGGACUUGGCAGCAUGGUACCAAAAGAUGUGCUGGAGAAGAUGGCAGAGCACAAGAAAGGAGAGGAGAGCAACCCUGGCUCCCCAGCAGUGGGACAGACCCCUCAUGGAGGGGACAACAAAAGGACGAGAGAGGAAGAGACUGAGCGGGGGCUGCAGCAGCUGGAGACCCAAGUGCAGGAUGUCUGCCAGACUCUGUCCCCAUACAAGGAGAGUAUGGGUAUGGGAGUCCCCUCAUGUCCAGUGGCAAGCCCGGAGGCAGCAAGGAUUCAGCAAGAGCCCCUGUCCCCCAGCUCCAGUACCAGGGCUGUGCUCCUGGAGGAACCAGCACGAGGAAGGCCUCCCAGGAGCCCUCAGGUGGAGGCCAUGCUGUGGGAAUUGGGAGAGUUAUGGGAGGACCUGCAGAGGAGGCAUCAGGAGAACGGCGUAGUGCUGCAAGAAAUCGAUAAGGCACUGAGGCUUGUGGGAGAGCUGGACCAGGCUGAGCGGUGGCUGCAAGACGUGGCUGGGUCACUCUUGGAAUCAGUCGCCAUGAGAAGCUCAGCAGAGCUGCGCCGGGACCUGGAAGAAAUGAGCCAGCUGGAGAAGCAGCUCCUGCUCUGUGGCCUCAAGCUGCAGGCACUGCGGGAAGAAGCAGCAGGCGAGUCGCCCACUGAGCACGAGGGGGCAAGGAAGAUGCAGAGGAAAGUGGAGAUGGUGGAGGAGAAGCUGGCACAUGUGCAGGCGGCCCUACGGCACCGGGCAGCAGCUCUGUGGGACUCCCUGGUGCUGUCUGAGUUCCUGCAGGACCUGCAAGAGGAGGAGGCAGGGAGCCAGCAGGGAUCUGCAGUGGCAGGGAGUGGGCGUUGUGGCUCGCAGGGGUGUUUUGCCCUGCUCUCAGCCCAGACUGAGAAGUCUCCAAGCAGUGAGGAGAUGAGGCGCCCCUUGGGAGAGCUGCAGGAGGCCGUGGAGAUGCUGAAUGAUGCAGCGAAGGAGCGGGAGAGGGUCAUGGAGGUGGCAGCAGAGACGGAGAGCCUGGAGCGUUUGGUGGCGAAGAUAUCCCCACAGCUGGAGGCCCUUCAGUGCAGAGCCAAGACUCUGUCUCAAGACAUUGUCCUAGCAGAGAAGAGCUUCACCACGGUGAAGAGUGAGAAGGACCUGCAAGGGCUGCAGGGCUUGCUAAGCUGCCAGCAGGAGAUGGAGCAAGCAGUGUCACAGACCCUGCAAGGGCAGCUGGAGGAGCUGGAGAGGACAGCUGCCCGUGUGCAAGAGCUGUGCCCCGCUCGGCAGUGCCCCAUCAGCUGGAAGCUGCAGGAGACUCUGUGGGCCUGGGCAGGGCUGCGAGAGCUGCUGCGGGAGACCCGGCUCCGCGUGCAGCAGGCCAGCCAGCUCCGGCACUUCUUCAAGGAUUAUUUAGCCAUGAUCUCCUGGACUGAGGACACACGGGCUCAGAUCUUCUCUGAAAGCCCAAGCAGCUCCAGUAUCCCGGAGACUCCAUGUGAGGAACUGGAGAGCAGAAUUGAAGAGAAACUCAAGGAAUUUGAGGCACUAGCAGCAGCAGGGCAGCAGCUGGUGUCUGAGGAGCACUACCUGAGUGCAACAAUAAAGGAGCGCUUGGAAGAGCUGCAGAGCAUGCUGGGCUGGGUGCUGGUGCGGUGGCGAGCACAGAGGCAUCAGCAGCAAGAUCUGGGGAGCAGACAGGAGGACAAGAGGGAGCUGGAGAACCUCUCAAGCACAUCCCCCACUGGUCAAGAGCAGCAUGCCUCACAUGUUCCACCCCACCUGGAAAGCAUCCACAGCCCAGUGAAGUUCAUGCCCUCCUCCCUCCUCGAACCUGUGCAAAGAUUAGAGCCAAAGCUUCCAGAGAAAACAGCCAUCUCCCCACCCACAUCACCCCUCUCAGAUGCCCCAUCAGGAGUGGAGCAGAGCUGGGGGGAGCCCAGCAGCAAAACACCCCAUGAUGCGGAAUCCCAGCAGGCUGCCACCUGGGAUCCUGCUGAGACUUCCACGCUGCUGCUGCCACCACGGGGCCCCUGUGGUCUCGGGGGGACAGUCAGCCUCAUCCUCAGCAUUGGCAAGAAGGGCGAGAAGAAGAAGGCACAGCUGCUGGCCAGCAGCAAGCAGCCAUGGGAGGAGGCACUGCCAACGCUCCCCACCACUAUACACUCAGGCUGUAAAACCUUUUGGAAGCGUUGCCAAGGGCUUUUAGGAAACACUUGGGAUAGCUUAAAGCAAAAAAGAAAGCCACCCCACCAGCCACGUCACCAGCUGGUGGAAGAGGUAACAUCCUGGGGGAGGCUGCAUGCUGGGCAGAGUGGCUGCAUGGUGUGAACCUGCCUGCCACCAACCCUCCCGGCCAUGCCACGGUGCCCUGGUGGCAGUGGUUCAUUGGGAGAGGGAAAACCCUGCUGGGGAUGUGGGUCCAGAGUGUGGGUGCUGGGACGUGGGAGGAGGGGACUCAGGCAGGGCUUGCUGCAGUUUGGCCCCCCAUUCAAGUAGUUUUGGUGGCCAUGGGAGAUAUGGCUACCUGGUGGCCAGUGGGAGAGCCUCCCUGCUCCAUUGCUGGGGAGCAGCAGCAGUUCCUUUUGUAGCCAGCUGAAGGGGACAAAGGUGGCUGGGGCUGUGUGAGGGGCACAUUUUGCUGGGGUGGGGAUCUCACUCCAGGAUGGUUGGCUUAUAUCUCUGAGUUUGGGAAUUUGUAGGGGCUCACAUCUCUUUGUUGCUCCAGAGCCUGUGCAAAAAAGUCUGUGUGUGAGGAGCCCCAAGGGCAGCCAGGCUCAGUAGCCAAAGGAAAGGGCAGGACAGAGAGGCUGGAGGGUGUUGAGGUAGGGUGAGGGGCUGCUGGGCUGCUAGGAGGGUUUUGGUAAUGGGUGCCAUCCGGCCUAAUGGAUACAGGAGAACACU
Lonchura striata (white-rumped munia) is the source of this 4710-nucleotide messenger RNA. NCBI's taxonomy places the organism in Eukaryota, Metazoa, Chordata, Aves, Passeriformes, Estrildidae. The record is from RefSeq and is a predicted model, not a curated record.